AGAUUUUGAGAUUCUUGAAAUUAUUAUUCUUUUUAUAAAAUUGAUUUGUAAAAAUUGAUAUAAAAUAAACAUAAUUUACAAACCAAAAUAUAACAAUUAUAUUAAUUUUAAAAUAACAAUUCUUCUUUCUUCCUUAACUCGAAAAUCGAAAGAUCAUCAUUUCGAUAUCUAACGAUUCUUUUAUCUAACGAUAUUUUUAAACUGCUUUUUCACAUCAUCCAACCUCUCCACACACACAAACAUACACAUACAAUAUGUCGAUUUCUUUAAUAUUAUGCCUUGUUUUUAUAUAUGUGUCUUUUAAUACAAUUGAAUUAUGCUUUAUUGGCAAUCAUGUUUAAAUUCUAUGAUAAUAAAAAGUUCCAUUUCAGAAAAUAUGAAAUAUAUCGAUUAAUAAUAUGUCGGUGGAACGUACUCCUUUAGAAUAUUUGAUAGGAGGAGCAGUUGGAGGCUUUUGUGUGGCAAUUGUUGGUCAUCCAUUUGAUACCAUUAAAGUUCGAUUACAAAUGGAACAAAAAGGAAAUAAAAAUAUGUAUCAUUUACUUAGAAAUUUCUUUAUAAAAGAAGGACCUUUGAGUUUAUACAAGGGUAUAUCAGCACCUUUGAUAACUGUCAUUCCAUUAUCGGCUAUGGGCUUCUUUUCUUAUGGUGCUGGCAAAUUACUUGUUUCUAAGCCAGAUCAAACAAAACUCACGGACAUACAAUUAUUAUUGUCAGGAAUGUUCAGCGGAGCAUGCACGUCAUUUAUAGCAGCGCCAAGCGAACGUAUAAAGUGUCUUCUUCAAGCACAAAGGGAUAUAGGAACGAAGAGGCAGUACAAAGGUUUCAUGGAUUGUAUGAAAAAAUUAUAUCAUGAAGGUGGAAUACGAAAUAUUUAUUUAGGUACCUGUGUUACUUUGUUACGAGAUGUACCAUCCUGCGGCACAUACUUUUAUACUUAUGAACGACUCAUGGGAAUUCUUCUAAACUCCUCUGAAGAAGUAAGCAAUAUUUUAAUGUAAAAACUUGGCCAAUUCAAAUGUUGCGGUUUGUUAUCAUUGAAACUUUUAUAAAUAUCGAUUAUUAAUUUUAUCAUUAUUCUUAUUAAGUGAAACAUAUUGGUAAUACUUUAUUUCACUCAUUUUAUGUAUACAUUCAUAUAUUAUAUAAUAAAUAUAUACGUUGUUU
Messenger RNA from Vespula vulgaris, 1167 nucleotides. RefSeq names its product mitochondrial carnitine/acylcarnitine carrier protein-like. Lineage: Eukaryota; Metazoa; Arthropoda; Insecta; Hymenoptera; Vespidae. Gene Ontology annotation, molecular function: O-acyl-L-carnitine transmembrane transporter activity. The record is from RefSeq and is a predicted model, not a curated record. Gene Ontology annotation, biological process: mitochondrial transport; carnitine transmembrane transport. Gene Ontology annotation, cellular component: mitochondrial envelope. The coding region runs from base 399 to 1001 and encodes 200 amino acids. The transcript is spliced from 4 exons.